AGGCAUUUUGGCUCAAGCCUGGCCCAAAAGCCAGGGAGUUCCUCGGAGGAGGAACAGGUGCACAGGACCACCUGGGCCUCCGCGCGGCUUCCAAGAUGUCGGCGCCCGAGGGCGGCGCGCUGGCUGCGAAAUGCUUGUGCUGGAAAGUUCGGCGGCCUUGAGCUCGACCCCGUGCUCGGCAGCGGGGCGGUUGUCCUGGUGGACGCGGAGUGGGUGGUGGAGCGGGCGGGCUCCGGCGGAACCCUCGAGCCGCGCCAGGCCUUGCCGCCGACUGCGUUCAUGCCCCACAGCGGGGUCAAAGCUGCCAUACCUGACGAUGACUCAAUGCCACUGCUGCACGUCGCUUGUAUCUCACACUGUUGGUUGCAGGCUAAUCACCCCGACCCUCACGGCCACAACGUGCGCAUCCUGAGCCGGGCUUUGCAGCUGAUGUCCGCAGAUCGCAUUCCUGUGUUCAAUGGCCGCUGGGCAGUGUUUAUGGAUUUCUGUUGCAUUCACCAGAACUGCAGGGAUUGCGAGGGCGCCCCUCAGCGGUGCACGUAUCAGCGGCUCGAAGGUUCCGAGUGCUUCGAGGCCAACGCAAUCGGCAAAUUCGAGCGCGAGCGUGAGCUCUUCACGGAUGCCUUGGGCAGCCUGGGGAGUUUCUAUUCCCACCCCGCCACAGUCGUAUUCAUGUUGACACGGUUCCCCGACGAUUAUGACAAUUUUGCAGAAUACACCCGAUCUGGCAACAUUGCGCCUUAUUUCGACCGCGGUUGGUGUUUUUGCGAGUCCUCAUGGGCAAUGUUGACGAAGCUUUCGGUCCUCUUGGUGGACCUCGGACAAGCGACUGGAGACGAGACAGAAUAUUUGGGCAUCUCUGACCGUUCGCUGACGCACACGGGGUCCGCAGGGCGUAAGGCGCCGGCCUUGCCCGACGCCUUCGAAGCGGAGCUCCACAGCAAGAGCUUCACGAACGGCAAGGACGAUCGCCCACGGGUUGCCGAGCUGUACCGGUCGGCGUUCACGCAGCGCUUCGAGUCCGCAGAGUUGCUUCUCUACCAGGGGCUGGGAUGGGGUGACGAGGAGGUCAGGCAGGUGGCCGCGGUGCUUGCUUCGGUCGCCCUGCCGCGCCUGCAGCUGCUCGGCCUCGACGGUAACCGCGUGGGGGACGAGGGCGCGGCCGCCCUGGCGGCGGCCCUCCGGGCCCCGGGCGCCCUGCCGAGCCUGCAGCUGCUCGGCCUCGACGGUAACCGCGUGGGGGACGAGGGCGCGGCCGCUCUAGCGGCGGCCCUCCGGGCCCCGGGCGCCCUGCCGCGCCUGCAGCUGCUCGGCCUCGCCAGCAACCGCGUGGGGGGCGAGGGCGCGGAGGCGCUGCGCGCGGCGUGGGCCGCGGGCGGCCGCCCCGUGGACGGCAGGGUCGAGCUGCCGCACGGCCUCUCCCCCUCGAGGGGCCUGAAGCUCUGAGGGCCUGCGCCCCGCUCGGAGUCUCCGGAGCCCUCGCUGCCCAGGCGCAAUGUGCCGAGUGUUUCAACAGCCUGGUUCCGAUUGGAAGGAAUUGCCACUUUGGCACGCUAGGUUUGGUAGUCUCGGCUCCAUCAUUCAGGAUCGCCGAGCUUGCAAAGCAUGUGCCAUACCGUUUUUGCGCGAGGUGUCUCGGUAUCCUAACGCUGGACCGCCGAGCAUAGUAGGGCAGGUAUUUUCCGAAGGCUUCUCGGCCCCGGGUGUAGUUCUUUUUGGUUUGAUGGAUGGGCGCGGCGGAGGCUUAUCAUUAUUAUCAUUACUGCAUUCACGCCGAAGCCGUUGUUGAACAAGCGUUUUCAGGUUUGGCGCGGGCAAGCGCGCAGCAGGAGGUGCUUACCAGUAUCUGCCCCGACCUCCCGCCUACACAGAGGCGGCGCCCUGCUGGAAACGCAUGUGCUCAAAAAAAGUGGCCUGAACACAAAGCCCC
Molecule: messenger RNA, 1930 nt
Organism: Prorocentrum cordatum
Lineage: Eukaryota; Dinophyceae; Prorocentrales; Prorocentraceae
Source: the annotation of a GenBank genome assembly